Sarcophilus harrisii (Tasmanian devil) is the source of this 2808-nucleotide messenger RNA. RefSeq names its product mitochondrial fission regulator 2 (gene MTFR2). The transcript has 9 exons. The record is from RefSeq and is a predicted model, not a curated record. NCBI's taxonomy places the organism in Eukaryota, Metazoa, Chordata, Mammalia, Dasyuromorphia, Dasyuridae. Bases 468 to 1661 code for a protein of 397 amino acids. Gene Ontology annotation, cellular component: mitochondrion. Gene Ontology annotation, biological process: mitochondrial fission; aerobic respiration.
ACAAUUGUAAAAUAGUGUUUUCUCCAGAUGUGCUAGUCCUAACUGAACUCAACUCAUGCAUUCCAAACGCUAACGAGAGUGGGCCCUGAAGGAGUGUUUUACUGCUACUACAUACAAACUAUGCUGCUGUGACGCAAGGAAAUAUCGAAAGUUGAAAAUGGUCAUUCUCCCCAUUAUCGUUUACAGGAACCUUUGUUCAGAACUUUUAUCAGUACCAAAACCUAUCUUAUGGUUGCACAAAGAUGACACUGAACCAGGACUCACCCUCAGAGUUAACAUUCUAUCUGGGAGAGAGAAGAGUUCAUAUAUUGAUAUAAAGAAAACGAAUACUCAGUUCGGGAGAGGACAAACACUAGCAGCUCUUCAGAAUGGCCUCAUAAAAGAGGCAUUUCAGCUAAGCUCUGAGGAAAGAAGACAAUCCAAGGAGUCAGGAAGAAGGGAAUUCCAGUUAUGGUAGCCUUGUGUCAAUGUCUCUCAUGUUGAAUCUCCUCAGACAGUUCCUGGAAUAUUUUGGCAUCCCCAUAGAACAGUUUACACCAAUAUGGGAAGCUCAUGCAAAUGGUCGAAGUAUUAUUCGAGUUAUAGUGACACGUUUACCUUCAAAUCUUUUUUCAAGAACAGAUUUAUACCAGAUAUGGUCCACUAUUUUACCAGUAUGGGAAAAUAAGGAAUAUGGAUCUACUCGAAGUAUUGUUCGUAGCAUUGGGAAAAUUCUUCCUUUAGAACCUUGUCCAAGACCUAAUUUUGAGCUGUUCCAAUACUUACAUUCCUUAGACUAUGAUCAACAUGCAUCUGCCCUGAGCCCCAUAAUUCCAUCAUUUGCUGAUAUUCUAUGGGUGGCAAAUGAUGAAGAAGCCAGAUAUGCCAAAUUUAGAAAUUGUAUGUGGAAAAAUUAUGAGGACAAAACCGAAUUUUUCAAUCCACUGCCUCCAUCUUUAGUUCCUUUGUCACCUGUUUUAAGAAAAAGAAAGCAAAUAAAUGAUCUUCCUGUUACUGAAGCAGCAAUUAAAAAAAUAGCCGCCCUUGAAGAUGAGUUAACCAUCCUUCGUUCCCAGAUUGCUACCAUUGUUGGAAUGCAAGAAGCAGAAAACAGGUCUUUGGAUUCCUUGAAAUCAUAUGACAUGCCUGGUCAUUUGGCACCAUUGUCAUCAAUGACUUCUUCACCAUCCCCAGAAUGUUUUUCAACUUCAGUGGUUCAUCCUCCCACUCCUCCUCCUCUUCCACCUCCUCCAUUAGUAUCUAAUAUCAGCGAUUCAAGCAAUUCAAGAGAUGGACUUAAAAAAGAACGUCAUAUUGCAAAUAAGACCAAUGCUAGCAAAUGUGCAGGAAACCAGAGAAAUAAAGAUGUUCCCAGCAUGAUGGAUGUUCUGAAGGAUAUGGAUAAAGUCAAGCUGCGUGCUAUUGAACGAUCACCUGGAGGGAGACCUGUUCAUAAGGCGAGAAAACAGAGUUCACAUUGGGAUCCAGUGUCUAUAAUUUCUCAUGCCCUUAAGCAGAAAUUUGCAUUCCAGGAAGAUGAUUCCUUUGAAAAAGAAAAUAGUUCUUGGGAUUCUUCAUUUUCCAGUCCAGAAACUCCAAAGUUUGGACGUCGUAUCUUGCAGCCAAAUGGACAAUGUACCCAAGAAGUUGACGACAAAGUAUCGCAAAGAUGUCAGUGUUAAAAGUUUUACUUCUCUAGUUAAGAGUGAGCCAAACUUGAAGUAAAAUUGCCUCAUAAUGUAUUAAAUAGUGGCAGGACCACUUUUUAAAGCAACUAAAUAAAAUGGGAUACACUGGAAUAUAUUAAUGUGUAACUGUGAAGAUUUUUCCAGCAGUCAAACUUAUGAAUGAGAUGUAUAUAGGUUUUAUUGCAUAUGCAGUUGUAUCUUGAGAACAAAUAUUAGAUGACCUAAUAUUUCUUGUAAUAGAAGUGCUCAAGUGUUGCCAUGAGAGAAACCAUUUUAAGUGUAUAAAUGAAACCUUAGACUGCAGUAUAGUAUAUACCAUUUACUCAACAAGAUGCUAAGAAAUUAGAACUCCUCUUCCAGUUUAAGAAAGCUGCUAUACCACUAUCAUGGAUAUCCUUCCUAAUUUAUUUGAUUAAUUCAGGUAGGUAGCCUUGUGCCUUUUCUUCAAGUGUAGCAAUCUCAGCUGACUUUAAAUUGUCAGUAACCUGGUGGUCUUUAAAGAUUGUAAGAUUUUAAUUUCUUUAUUCAAACAGCUGUAGGUUGACUCACUAAAUGGUUGCACUUUGAGACUUAUAAAAUUGUUCAUGUCAUGUUCUUAUGUUCACAGUUUGGUUUUUUGCCCUUAAGUGUGGUUUUACAGAAAUCCUGCAAGCAUAAAUUUUUAGGGAAUCUUUUGCUUCUUAAACAUUGCAUAAACUUGUUAUGUAAAUGUUAUAUGUAUCAUGAUUUUUUCCCUCUGUUCAUUUUCUAUGCUGAAUUUUUGUAAAUAAGAGUUUGUAAAAUAAAUGUGCCUUCCAUACUUGUACUGGAUAUCCAUUGAUGCAUGUUUAUUUUGUCCUGAAAUAUAUUUUACUAGGAGUUUUGGGGUUUAAGAAUAAAGGAGAAGAAAAACAAUCACUUCCUUUCAUUAGUAGGUAUGCACAUUUCUUUAUAAUUUAAGUACCCUAGAUGGUAUUUAUAAAAUGCCAAGUUUGAGGCCACCACUUGACUGGUUUAUAAAGUAGUCUAGGUAUUCUGAGAGAAAUGAAAACUGUUUAAUUUCUUUAAGCUAUACAAAUGAUAAUUUAUUUCCUUUGUUUUAACUAAAAACAAAAAAAAAUGUUCCUUAAACAUAAGCCUUUAUUAAAACAGUUUUCUUUGA